GAACUAGCAAACAGGCGCGAGCAGCCAAAAGAAGAGGUACUACGGUGACGACACUGACGCGACAGUGCUGCUCAACCACUUGACGAAAAUGGGGGAUAUAGAAGAGAGCUCCUUCGCGGAAGGUGUACAACUUGGGAACCCGGCGACCCAGAACCAACAGGACCUCCACAACGCGACGGUCGCGACAUGAAUUGGGACUGAACAAUCGUUUAUGUCAGUCAGUUCAAUGGAGACACAGGAAGCCCCGCAGAAGCAGGACAAGGACAACCGACGCCUGCUGUUCUUCUGCCUCCCUCUGCUGCUACUGCUUCUCCUCCUGGGCCUUUAUUGGGCGUUCAUGCCAGCGUCCGGCGAUAGUCAUGAAGACGACGCCGCUGUCACCGAACAAGCGUUCUACAAGAAAUGGGGCGGAUCCCCACCCAGGCCGCCAGCGACGACCACGCCCAAGGAAUUGACGACAGAGCCUACAACGCAUCCAAAGCCAAAAACUUCAAGACGCCGCCCCACUACAACACCCUCGACUACCACGACCACCACCACGACGACCACAACGCGAACACCGUCCACCGGAUACGGGUACAUGGUGUGCACCAUGGGCCGCAACGGAUUCGACAUAGCCAUGUUUCCAAUCAAACGGGAGCUCUGCGACAUCGUCGUGUUUACACACGUGUACGCAGGCGCCGAUGCUACCAUCCGUCCAGUCACCGGAUUCUUGUCUUUUGGCAAGUUCAUGGAGGCUGCCACCUUGUACAACGGUGACAGGCACACACGUUUCGGUCUUAGUCAUUCGCCGAAAAUGCUGGACUUUUUGCUGUCGGGAAACGCGGAUGCCAAGAAUCGGUCCUCCGCAUUCAAGCAGGCCACGGAGAAGCUGUUCGCCAAUGCCAGCUUCCCCUCCAUCGGUGUCAUGGGCCUCGUGAAGAAGGCCAACGAGUUCACGCACGAUCCGAAACUAGCCAACUGGUACAAGGCUCUGGCGGCCUCCGUGAAAAAUCUUCCCAACGUCACGAUUUUCUUGGGCAUAAAGUUAAAGGACAAGGGCCACGACUUGGCAACAAAAAAGAUACUGGCCGAGCAAGUUUUCCGCACCGCAAAGGAUAUGAAGGUGACCCUCUUGGUGUUGGUGACACACAAUGUGGAGCACAUGGGCAACACCACAUGCGCCGCGGUCCCGAUCAGCUCCUGGAAAGCUAGAGCCUACAACGGGCCCACUAAACCUGCUCUGGAGCACAUGUUCAAGUUCCUGGAGUUUGUCCUGAGAGGCGAGAAGGAGUUGGAAGUGGCGCUCUCCUCCACGCUGGUUUUCAUGGGCUACGCCAUGAGAAACGCUGUGGCCGAACCUGUCAAGUUCGGCGAGGCAUGCCAAGGCAACCGCGCUCAACCGUUCUACGCAUACUGCGUCGCCAAGCUGCCCAACGAACGGGAGCACCAGGACAGCCUGACGGCGGUCGGCUUUAAUGGCACCUCGCUGUACACCUUCGAGACGAAGGCGAGCGUCGAAAAAAAGAUGCGCCGGUUUGUGCUGUCCCUCGACGACAAAGUGUUCAGACGCGUGGGAUGGGCCUUCUUCGAUCUCUCAUACGAAGUAUACAACAAGAAUUACUGCACCGUUAGCGGUGUCGUCACCGAGGACUUUCCGCGACUGACCGCUGCCAAGACUAUCUUAGAAGAGAACCGCAACCGAAAGUUCAACUGAAUAAUGAACUCGCAUGCGUCAGCGCUAACAACGUUGUCGGGCUUGCGUCCAAGAAUACGCAAUAUAUAUAUAUAUAUAAAAAGAAAGCCGCAAGCAGCCCGACCAUAUAUUUCUUUUUUAAUUUGGUCGUGUUGUUUAUAAGUUUCGUGCAACGUAUUGCUUAACUUCUUUAUUUCAUUUCAUUUAUCUUACCGAAAACGUUCCUUUCUCGUCCAUAGUAGUGCACGGUACUAAAAGCGAAAUGUUUGCGCAGACAUUUCGCUUAUUUCUCACAGACACCCCACAUCUAGGUAGAAUAAUACUAUUUAGUUCGAAUAUAUGUAGAAAUUCGCGGAACUUCACGUUUGCGCCUGUUUCACCAAAGGCUUAUGAUAAUUCCAUUUUGCUCGAUUUCUUUAUACUUUUCAUUAUUUGAAAAUCAGAUAUGCUUGAUGCACAACGCUUUGGAAAAUCUUGGUGCGCCAUGCUUUUUUUUAUUUCGUUUCUUUUUGUGUCAUGGUGGCGGGUGCCUUGUGUCCUGUGUAAUAAACGACCAGAAGUGAAAGUCA
Molecule: messenger RNA, 2244 nt
Organism: Dermacentor albipictus
Lineage: Eukaryota; Metazoa; Arthropoda; Arachnida; Ixodida; Ixodidae
Source: RefSeq, a predicted model, not a curated record